UAGUCAUGAUUACCGAUCCCAGCAGUCCUCAAGAUGACCUGGAAAAGACCGGUGGAGGAAAAGCAAUAAAUCUAUGGCGAAUGAGCCAAUUCCAUUUCUGCCGCGUCCCGUCAUGGUUCUGUCUAACGACACGAGCGUUCGACGAGUUUGUCGAGGAGAACGAACUAGUCCCACUUCUCACCGUCUCUCAAGACAUUCACUCAAAAGCUGCAGCGGUGGGAGAAGCGUUUAGAAGUGCUCGAAUACCUUACAAAUUAGAAGAAGAGAUUCUGAAGAGACUGGACGAGGAAGCAUUCCAGGAUAGAUUUGUGGCGGUGCGUUCGAGCGGAACGGAUGAGGACAGUGCUGCGCACUCGUUUGCUGGACAAUUUGAAACCUAUCUGUUCCGUCGAGGUGGCGACCAGGUACUUGAGGCGGUAAGACGCUGCUGGGCGAGCUGCUUUUCUGAACGCGUUAUGAAGCACAGGCAAGACUGUGGCAUGUUAGUGGCUGGAGUGAAGAUGGCAGUUGUCGUGCAGGUGAUGAUCGACUCUGAGUUCAGUGGUGUAGCGUUUUCACGACAUCCUUUGAAACCAAUCACGUCAAUGUGUGCUUACAUAGAAGCAGUUUUUGGACAAGGAGAAGGCCUUGUUAGUGGCGAACUGACAUCAGACAGCUAUGAGGCGGACAGACGGACGUUACAGGUAACCAGCAUUGUUGCCAAAAAGGAAGACAUGUUUGUACGGGCAUCAGAGAAUGGUGUCACAAAGGUUGCUGUUUCGGUUGAAAAACAGGACAAACGUGUGUUGACAGACCAACAGGCGGUCGAGAUCGCACAACUCGUCAUUGCAUUAGAAACGAAUCUGGGUCGACCUCAAGACUUUGAAUGGGCACACGAAAAAGGGAAUUUGUAUUGUCUUCAAGCUCGUCCAAUUGCCACGUUGCCUCCGACUUGUUUCCUCGACUUAUCAGUGAUCGGCUGCGUUCCUACUCUAUGGGACAACUCAAACAUUGUUGAAUCAUACAGCGGUGUUACAACUCCGCUGACGUUCUCAUUUGCUUCGAAUGCAUACUCAAGGGUGUACUCGUUGUCGUUGAAGAUUGCUGGUGUGCCUGACUCUGUAGUGCAACAUUACAAAUCAUAUUUGGACAACAUGUUGGGUUACGUUCGAGGAAAUAUAUAUUACAACUUGUUGAACUGGUAUCGAUGUUUGUCACUCAUACCUAUUGGAGACUCAUCAAAGUUUAUGGACACAAUGAUGGGAGUGAAACUGGCACUUGAAAAUGACUUAGAACAUUCAGUUUCUAGUAUCAAGAAGAAUGCACCUAAAUACAGCCUGUGGACGAAGGUUAAAGUUUUUGCUGGCAUUGCACACAAAAUUUAUUACAUUGACUCUUUCGUCGACAACUUCUUUGCAAAUUUUAACAUGCACUAUGAGGCUGCAUUGGCCAAGGAUCUAGAGUCAAUGUCUCUCGUUGAACUAAUGGAUCAUCUCAAGUAUCUUCAUGUUAACAUGUUGGAUAAAUGGGAAGUGCCAAUCUACAAUGACACAUAUGUGAUGAUUUUCUUUGGACUGUUGAAGAAACUCGUGACAAGAUUCAUGUGUACAGGCGAUGAUGACAAGGCUCAGUCACUGCAAAAUGACUUGCUCUGUGGGCAAGGUGAUGUUGAAAGCACAAAACCAACAAAAAUGUUGAUGAAGAUAGCACAGCAUAUAGACUCUACAGGUGGUCCUCUGCGUCAGUGGUUUUUGACUGAACGAGAAGAAGUUGCUCAACUGUUGGAGUCGGGGACAAAAGCAAGCACGGUCGUUUCUGAAGGUGUUCGUCAUCGACGAUCUUCUUCUGCCUCGGUGAAUAGAAGAGAAAACGGAACGAGAGAUUUGUCAGCUCAAAAGUCAGAGGUGCUGCUUCAUAUACGAGACUUCCUUACAAGAUAUGGAUUUCGUUGUGUGGAUGAGUUGAAACUCGAAUCAAAGACUCUACAUGAUGAUCCCGGGUUUGUAUUGGAUGCCAUUGCUGGCUACAUUCGUUCUCAAUCAUAUUCGGUCGAAUCGAUGGAAAAACGAGAGAAAGAGAUCAAAGAGAAGGCAGAAGCUGAAGUGACAUCAAAGUUACCGUUUCACAAACGUGUUCUCUUCAACUGGGUUCUAUUUCAUGUGCGACGAGGCAUUCGUCACCGAGAGAACACGAGGUUUGCUCGUACCAAGAUGUGGGGUUGCUUUCGAUCUGCAUUUCGUGCAAUCGGAUCAUCUCUGGAACGGCUUAGUCUCAUUGAUAAUAAACUGGAUGUAUUCUAUUUGACUGUUGAUGAGCUAUUUGCAUUUACGGACGGAAGAUCUGUGACGAACAACCUUCGAGGUCUUAUUGAUCUACGGAGGGUCGAAACUGACGAAUAUCGGAAGAGCCUGCCUCCUCCGGAGAGAUUCGCGACUCGAGGUGCGUGUGGCCCGUACUGGCGGUUUCCUGCUCUGUUGGAUGACUUGAACUUGUUGAAGCAGUUGGAGGCCGAGGCUUCAUCUGAUCCGAAUGUUCUGAAAGGGACUCCUUGCUGUCCCGGUGUCGUCGAGGCAGCCGUUCGUGUCGUGAGCUCCAUCGACGAAGCUCGUUCUCUAGACAACGAGAUUCUUGUAACUGCUCGAACAGAUCCCGGUUGGGUGCCUCUGUACCCCAUGUGUAAGGGCUUGUUGAUCGAGAGAGGAAGUUUGCUCUCUCAUUCUGCUGUCGUUGCAAGAGAAUUGGGUUUGCCUACUAUCGUCGGUGUGUCUGGUGGAUUGAUGAAACGACUGAAGACUGGUAUGAGAGUGCAUAUGGAUGCUGGAAAGGGGCGAGUUACAAUUUUGAGAGACGAAGAUGUGAGCAAGAUAUCGGAAAGUUAAUUAAUGCAGCCAGCACUUAAUUAAAUUGGUGGGUUUCCAAUAUGGAGACAGUGAACAGACGUUGCCGAGUUGUCAAUGAUAAACAACACAACAGUUGUCAGAUGACAUGUUUCCGACUGUUAAUUACCGUAUGGGCAAUUGUUGAAUGAAAUCAGACGAUAUACUGUAUGUACACUACACGUACAAAGAUGGUAAGAUAGAUUGACGCAUGCGUGGGCCAAGGGGUUAUGGGGCCCUUGCCACUGCAGCUGCGUUGUAUAUAUCACCUGCACCGUCUCAAAAAAAUUGAAGCUUUAGACUUAAUUAAAACAAAUUUCAAAGGAAUUCGUUUCAGUAAACGAAAGAAUUAAGUCAGCACGUGCACGUCUACUGUAAUUACAGUCAAAAAAGAAACAAAUUAAAAAAGUUUGGAGCACAUUGGACUGACUAUCGUACAGUUGUUGUUUGUUCUUCUCACAGUUGCCUGGCGGCAAUAACUUGCAGGGAGUCGUAAUGCUUGUCUCCUUGCAUACGUGUAUUUCUC
Messenger RNA from Corticium candelabrum, 3381 nucleotides. RefSeq names its product putative phosphoenolpyruvate synthase. Lineage: Eukaryota; Metazoa; Porifera; Homoscleromorpha; Homosclerophorida; Plakinidae. The record is from RefSeq and is a predicted model, not a curated record. Bases 6 to 2858 code for a protein of 950 amino acids. Gene Ontology annotation, molecular function: kinase activity; ATP binding. Gene Ontology annotation, biological process: phosphorylation. The transcript is spliced from 20 exons.